Messenger RNA from Mucor velutinosus, 2778 nucleotides. RefSeq lists its product as uncharacterized. The coding region runs from base 1 to 2778 and encodes 925 amino acids. The record is from RefSeq and is a predicted model, not a curated record. Gene Ontology annotation, cellular component: nucleus. NCBI's taxonomy places the organism in Eukaryota, Fungi, Mucoromycota, Mucoromycetes, Mucorales, Mucoraceae. The transcript is spliced from 5 exons. Gene Ontology annotation, biological process: DNA-templated transcription; positive regulation of transcription from RNA polymerase II promoter by galactose. Gene Ontology annotation, molecular function: zinc ion binding; DNA-binding transcription factor activity, RNA polymerase II-specific; RNA polymerase II cis-regulatory region sequence-specific DNA binding.
AUGACAGACGCUCGACGAGACAGCACGAGUAGUCAUCAUGGCGAGAAAAUAACAGCUGAUAAAAACAAGGCUACUCCACCACUGCAACCACUUCAGCCAAUAGCACCUUCUUCCACAAACACCACACAAGCGAGUUCUCCUUCAAAGUCAACAACGAGUCCUCAUUCUGCGGUGCCACCUACCAAACGACGCAAAGUGUCCAUUGCUUGCCAUGAAUGCAGAACACACAAGACAAAGUGUGAUGGAGCGCAGCCAAUUUGCGGAUCUUGCCGGAAAAAGAAGCUACCCGAAGAUGCUUGUGCUUACAGCCCUGAGCGUGGAAGAAGAGGUGUCAAAAAUCAGUAUGUGCAAUUACUGGAAGAUAAGGUCAAAGAGCUGCAAAAAGCUAUCGGUAAAUCGCAAGAGCAGCAGAAACCCAGCGUCAUUCAGCUGCCUCCUCUCACCGCCUCCAUGGUGCCCUCUAUGGAGAAUCGAUUGAUACAACAGAAUCACUUGAAUAUUCCAAGCUCUCCAUCAGACAACAACAUGACACCGCGGCCACUGCGCUUGAGCACUGCUGCCAAUGCACCUACAAUUACUGCUACGGCUAGUCCUUGCAGACACACAGAGGGAAGUAUCCAAUCAAUCAUCACACCAACAUCCACUGCAGAUUGGCAGCAACCUGUCCAGCACUCACCCUCGCCAUCGCAAGAUGCAGUUUCAACCCAUGAUCCACAACAGGAGGUCUCUGCAAUAGAUGCUAUGGGAGCAGUGACCAGUGAUAGCAACAAUCAAAGCGAGAAGGAACUGACCCGAGAUCAUCACGGGCAAGGGUAUUUUGGCUCAUCGAGUGCAGGUCGUUUCAUGAGGCAGCUUCACGAUGUGAUCGAUAAAAAGACUUCGUCUGCGUAUCCCUCCAAUGGCAGCAAUCAUUCCCAAGGCUCGCCCAGCUCAAUCAACUCUACAAUUCGCUCCAAUUCGGUGCAGCAACCACCACAGCGUAGGUUCUCGACCACUGAUUUGCUGAGUGACAUUGUGCUGCCUCCUCGAAAGGUAGCUGACGGGUUACUCGAGAGCUACUGGGUGUAUGUGCACACACUGUAUCCAUUUCUGCACAAACCGUCGUUUCUCAGGACAUACUCACUACUCUGGGAUCAAUCAUCCACUGGCAGCAGCACGGCAGAUGAUCCCUACGACUUGUAUGAGUCUGAAAACGAGCCUUUAUUUCAGUGCACAUUGAAUCUGGUGUUUGCUUUGGGAUGCCAGUUAUCGCCAGACACAAAUGAAAAUGAACGAGAGGUGGCAUCGGAUGUGUUCUUUCAGCGAUCCAAGCGAUUGCUACAUUUUGAUAUUUUGGAGGCAGGCAACAUCAAGGUGGUGCAAGCGCUGUUGUUGAUGGGCCAGUAUUUGCAGUGCACAAAACUACCAGGUCGAUGUUGGAUUGUAGUGGGAUUGGCAAUUCGAGUGGCACAGGGCAUUGGGCUUCACCUGGAGCGAAAAUCAGAGAACCAACUGGACAGGGAACUGCGCAGAAGAUUGUGGGGCGGGUGCAUUGUGCUGGACAGAGUGAUCUCCAUGGCGUAUGGAAGGCCCUUCAUGGUUCCCAUUUCCCGUGAUUUAAAACUGCCUCAGGUCAUUGAUGAUGAACUGCUUACAGUAGCCCCUCAUCCUCCAGCAAACCAGCCAGAGUCCAAGCCAAGUCAGAUGGCGUUCCUAGUGCACACGAUCAAACUAUAUGAAAUUAUGGGCGAAAUCUUGCUGACACUGUAUUCGGAUGGAGAUACAUUUGGUGGAGCAGUAGAUCAUGCCUCUCCCUCUGCGAGAUCAGAAAUCGACGGGGACAACUUGGCUACCAGCCUCAAUUCAAUACUCAAGUUAGAGAUGGCCCUUUGUUCUUGGAAGCAGGAUCUUCCGCCUUUUUUGCAGCAUGACCAGAGCAGGGAUGCUAUCUUUCGGAUGGAGAAGGAUGAGAACGAGGCGAAAAAGCUACUGAGGCAGUGCAACGUAUUGAAAGCAAGAUACCUUCAUGUAUGUAUUCUUCUGUAUCGUCCUUUGCUGGUAUUCUACUUUACACUGGAGGAAUCAACGAAUCAUCAGCACAGCACCUCAGAUCAGACCUCUGCCGCUCAUACAGCCACUGAUUUGCAGCGAUCGCUGUUUGUACAAAGCUCUCAAAAAUGUGUCCUGAUAGCUCAGGAUCUUAUCAAGACGAUUAGUCACAACAUCAAAGCCCAAUUGCCUGCUUGGUGGUACAGCAUAUUCUAUCUGUAUACAGCAGCGACUGUGUUAUUGAUGGCAAGGUUGUUUCCCAAAAUAAGAGAUGUGAUAGGCGAAGAGUCAUUAUUAUUGAGCUGGAACGAGUGCUUACGGUGUAUGGGUGAAUAUCAGCAUUACAGCGCGUCUGACAAGAAAUGCUAUAGCUAUCUAUCUGAAUUAGAGCAUCAUGUUUGGGCAGCAACCCACGAUCAACAGGACAAGAACACAUCUACCAUGAUGUCUAGUAUACAAAUUCUAGGUACCUUGUCGCAAAGACAGCAAAUGAGUGGACAAAUACAGCUACAAGAGCUGCCUGUACAAAACCAGUAUCCUCCUAGCCAGCAACAGCAGCAACAGCAACAAACACAGCAUGCCACUGAGUAUACCUUCAAUGAUAACAACAGCAACAUUGAAAAUUGGGAUUUCGAUCUCAUGCAACAGGACAUGUCUUGGUUAGGCCGUUUACCUGUGUAUACUGAUUUGGAAUCAGAAUAUCAGAAUUCAUUGAAUGGCCAUGGAUGGGGAGGCUUCUCCUUCUUGUAA